This is a messenger RNA of Nematostella vectensis (starlet sea anemone), 1636 nucleotides long. RefSeq names its product protein canopy 4. The transcript is spliced from 6 exons. The coding region runs from base 186 to 920 and encodes 244 amino acids. The record is from RefSeq and is a predicted model, not a curated record. Lineage: Eukaryota; Metazoa; Cnidaria; Anthozoa; Actiniaria; Edwardsiidae.
ACUUUAUCAAUACGUAACUCAUUUCGACGACAGGUGUCGUUGUACGGAGAAAGUAAAGUAGCAAACAGCAGCUCAGUGUAUCACGCUACGUAAUUAUUUGCGUACAUUUUGACCAAUCACAUGUUAACAACUACAAUACCACAAAGUUCUACAGUAACCUUUUGCACGGAUUGCGCGGAGUUACAAUGAUGAUUCGCACGAGCUUCGGCCUACUCUUACUUGCCUUGGCAUCCAGUCUAUCCAAAGAAGCCCAGACGGAUAAAAAAGAGAAGCCAAAAAAUCCAUACUUGACAAAGUUCCAACAGGAGGCUGGUGCGAGACCUACAAAGUGCCAAGUAUGCAGGUUAAUGGUGAGUGAGUUAUUGGAGAGGCUCAAAAUCACCAACUACAAGGAGACGUUGAACAAAGGCUACGGUCUGGACUUGGGGGAAGACCCAAGACUCCAGAUUCACUAUCACACAUCUGAACUUCGCCUCGCCGAUGUACUCGAUGACUUGUGCGACCGCGUCAAAUUGUACCGCGCGAGGGCUGGGCCUGCGUUUCCUUACAUUAAGGGAGCCAAAAGUCAUCUACGAGAGGCCAUGGAUGAUUUGGCGGCAAGGUCCAAGGUUGGACUGAAGUUUCACGUGCCAGACGACGUCAUAGAGGAUUAUACUUAUGAAGUUGUGCGCAUGAAAUUCCAGUGCGUUCACAUGCUUGAGUUAUUCGAAGAAGUAAUCGAAGAGUGGUACUUUGAGCACCAGGAUCAAGACCUUAUGACCUGGCUAUGCCGCGAGCGAGUACUAAAGAUCGAUGAACAAGGGUGUCUGAAUGCUUCCACUGCAAUGCCUGCCGAUUACUUUGAUGCUUUUGAAGAUAACCACAAUGCCACCAAAAAAUCUGAAAUUCCAAUGAGAGAAAAACAAAGAGAAGACAUGUAAAUGCUAUUAAUAAAGGAGUUUAGAUAGGGCCUCCAUUAGAUAAGACCUGCAUGCAAGAAGUUGUAUCAUCUAAAGUUAAAUCACGGAAUAUGGGUAAUAGCAGUGCUGUAACACCCCUUGGGGCUUGUCCCAACCUAAAUCUUUUUUUUGAUAAAAAGAAAAUGACCAGUAGGGGUGCUCCUCAGUAUUUCGAGGUCUGCUAUGGUUGUGUAUUAGUCUUUAAAAAAGUAUACUACAGCAAAAUCCGGGUAGCAUGCCUCUUCCUACUUCUGGUUUACAUGUACAUAGAUGACAUCAUUGGGACAAAAACCAUUAAACGACUUUGGAAAUAGUUUUACGAAUGUUUGCAUCCACAUUAAGUAAUGAUUUGCAGCAUUAGACAUAAGCGCUAGUUGACAAUGGAAUGGUGAAAAGGUGUUCAUUUUCUAUUCUUUGAUGUGGGUUUUUAAUUAGAAAAGCAAGGAAGUCGUUUGUUUUCAAAAGAUUGAUUUCAGCACUCCAAAAAAACACUUGGUCAAAUUGAGGAAAACGUCUGAGAGCAAUGCUUCCGUUUUUGUGAUAAAAAUGCCUUUGUUCUCUCACCCCUAUUGACUGAAAAGUAUUUGUUUAGAUGUUUUCCUGUAAAAGAGCUAAAAGAAAUUUGCUUUCAGCUACGUUUGACUGUAAGCAUUUCACAAAUACUAUAAGACAAAUAUAAUUAAAAAAGUGAGGAUGUG